This is a messenger RNA of Rattus norvegicus (Norway rat), 7405 nucleotides long. The record is from RefSeq and is a predicted model, not a curated record. NCBI's taxonomy places the organism in Eukaryota, Metazoa, Chordata, Mammalia, Rodentia, Muridae.
UGGGCAAGCCAGUUUACUUCCAGGGGAAAGCUGGGCUGAGGACAGAGAGGGCAUUGAGGCUGCUGGCCAUGGGGUUUGGGAUAAAGGGAAGGGAAGAUCACCUCCUUCCUGUGCUGGUGCCUUAGCACCUGAGAAUAGAGCUGCCACUUUACAUCAAACAGAGUCUCCCACGCUCAGGUCAUUACCUAUAAAGUGCUAUUGGGAGGUCACCGUGUAUUUCUGAUGACAGCUGGGAUGUAGGCUGCCUCCAGAGGGCCAAUAACUUCUAAGCUGCGUUGUUAGGCAGAAAGAGGUUAAUUGUUUUUUGUCCUCUGAAGGCCACUUGGGGCCUCUUGUAGGAGCGGAGCUGUGGGGCCUCACACACCUCCUCAGUCAGAGUGCAGUGGCUGCUGCAGAUGUGUUGGAGAUGCCAGGGAGAUGGGAGGGGAAGCCUGAGGUCUGAGGGAGCUUGGCAGUAGGCCGGCAUGUCUUUGCUGUCCUGAGGGAACGCUUAGUUAGCCAUGUUUCUUUCUGGGCUCAGCCUGGGCUCUCCUCUGUGCUGCUUUCUUUCCAGGCAUCCCCUGUGGGUGGAUUAAUUAGUUAAUUAAAACAUUUUCAUUUAAACAUUUCACUAUGUACAUUUUAACUAUCCACAAAAGUAAAAAGAGUAGAGAGCUGAGCAGUGUAUAAUGACCUCCCCCUCCCCCCAUGGUACUGUCCAGCCUGCAGAAUUAUUUGAUGUCGCAUUUGUCAUUUACUCCCGAUUUUGUUUACUCAGCUCUGAAGUGUUGACAUGAAACCUCAAGUGCCUUAUUAUUUCAAGUGUAAAUUCUUCAGUAGGAGUCUCCUAAUAGAGAGAGAACUGGGGUAAACCGCGUCUAUGAAGACGAGCCAUUCCAUAGUGAUUUCUAGUUCAUGUCCAGAUUGCCCUUCUCCCAGAAAUGUGUUUUUAAAGUGUCUAUGAGUAUGUGUGAGCUGUGUGUGUGUGUGUGUGUGUGUGAGCUCUGUAUGUGUGAGCUCUCUCUCUCCCUCUCUCUUUCUCUCUCUCUCUCUCUCUCUCUCUCUCUGUGUGUGUGUGUGUGUGUGUGUGUGUGUGUGUGUGUGUGUGUGUGUACAUGUUGGGUGUCCUCUCUACUACUCUUUGCUUGGUUUCCUUAAGCUGGGUUUCUCACUGAACCCGAGUGAGGAAGGUGGUCAGCAAGCUCAGUCAUCUUCCUGUCUCCACCAUGCUCACAAUGCUGGGGCUACAGGUGUGUGACAGUAUUCAGGCUUUUUACCUGGAAUCUGGGAAUUUGAACCCCGAUCCUCAUGCUGGCUUUCAUACCCACUGAACCAUCUCCCCAGCCCUGAACAGUGAGUUUGUUCCAAUCUGGACGCAGACAUGGUAUAUGUAUUGCAUUUUGUUGACAUUUCCUGAGUCUUUUAGAAUCUAUAGCAUUUCUUCUCUCUUCCUUUAUUUUAUUUUUCAUUGAGCGAUCAUUUUUCUUGCGGAAUUUCCACACUCAGGAUUUGACCGGCUGUACCCUCAAUGUGCUGUUCAAUGGGAAAUGCAUUCAAGCAGCUCACAAAUCAAAAUAGACAGUAUUUGAAACAGACAAAAUGACCCUUGUCUCUCAGGUACCCAAUUUUCCUGCCUGGAGGCAAUCAUCAUUUCCUGUGCAUCUUUCUAGAGCUAUCUGCUUAUAAUUUAAUCACUCUGUCUUUAUUCCUGCCAUAGAUGAUCGUUAGUUACACAUCUUUCCCUCAGACUGUUUGGUUCUCUUACAUUGCAGAUUGGGGCUCUUGUUUUGUAUAUUUAAUCUGCAGCAAUAAUGCCUAGGAUGGGGAGGGUGUCAUGUCUGUCUCAAUGUCGAGUUACGUCCUUGCCUUUGGAGAGGCCACACGAAGAGGGUAAGGUUUGCCUGCAGAAAUCCUGAAUGUGAAUUCCUCACCUUGGCUUUGGGAGGAUCAUCUAGCCCUGGCUGGCCCCUGUUUUCCUUGUCUGUAAACUAGAGACGGUGAUUGUACUCCUUGAGGAUUCUGUAGACAACACUGGAGUCAGUGAAAGAUAAGCAGAUGUGAAGGUAAGUCACAGGUCUCCUAGAAGGUGUGCUUCAUGAGGACAGAUGUGGUGUGUGCCGAGUUUCCAAGUCUGCAGAACCGACACCGGUACUGUGGGCACAGCUGGUUCUCAGGAAAGGCUCAUACAAGUGAAUGAAUGGCAUAAAGGGUUAUUGUAAAAUCUCAAAGCCCUUGUCUUUGAGGUAUAGUUUCUCCCUGCUUUUCCUCCUCCUUUCUCCAUCUAUUCCAUGCUGUGGCCCUUAAAAUUCUCCAGCGAUUUCCAGAACAGGACUAGCGUAGGGUUUGUCUCAGGGGAUCUGAAGAGCAGGUGGGUUGUGAAGAGUCUUGCUCUCUAGGGAAUAAGUGAUCUGAAAGGCAGAGGUACCACAGCUCCUCUGGACAUUGACAGCUCUGUGUUACGGUAAAUCUCCAACCCCAAUAACCUGUGCAAAAAGCACACAACUCAGUUGCAGUAUUUAUAAGCUGUGUACCUACACUGGGCAGAUCGACCGCUGCACUGCUCUCUUCCCCAGCUAUGAGAUCCCUUGCUACUUGCAGUUUCCCCGUGUCGUGUAGCUCUGCUCCAUCUUCCUUCCACCUCCUCUUCCUCGAUCUUCUUCCUUCCCUUCCCUCUCUUCCCCCCCUCUCUAAAACAUCCAGCCCCAGCUUUUGCUUCCACUAUCCAAUCACAGGCUCUAGCCUUUAUUUGACCACUUAAAAUGGGGAGAAGGUUCACAUGAAUUCACCUGAGUAUGUGAUCCAUUCCUCUUCAGGGCAGCCCCUCUUGAGGAAGCAGAAUUAGCAUCAGAAUGCAAACGGCACCAGGGCAACCCACAACAUUUUCCCCACUUUUGUCCAAUUAAAAGGCUCUUUUCUCUCAGAUAUAAAUUGAGCACAACUAUUACCGUUAUGCAAUUUAUCAAGUAUAAGAUACACUUAACACCCAGUCCAUCAUAUUUGCCAAUUUAGAUAAAGCACUCUACCAUCUAUCCUAACUUAAAAGGCUUAUGAUUCUACACCUGAAUUAUGUCUGGUUUUAGCUUGUAUUACCAUCGGAAAACUAUCCUCUCAAAUCUACAUCAUCUCUCUCAAUGCUAAACAGCUUGAGUUGACUAUGAGACUACAACCAGUCUUCAACCCUGUCAGAAAUCCGAGAAUGACUAAUAUUACCUGAAAAUAUAAGAAGCACAAAACAUAUUUUCCAAAACUUAAUGAAUUUGUAAGAUAGCUGACUACCUGGACAGUCUCUCAUUCCUCAAAAUGUUGGAGCAUCAGUCUUCAGCCUUCUGGCCCAGGAUCAUCUGACAGACCUUUGUAAAGCAGAAUUAUGAAGGACUGCUUACCCUGUCUCAGCAGAGCUACCAGUUGACCAUUCCUCAUAGUGUGUCCUUUUCUUGGACAGUAUUUUGUCUGUAGAUGAAUUGAGGAAUUCUUGCCUAGUGGUUGUCUUGUCACAACUAGAGCAACUCCAUCGAUGUUCAAUUUCUUCUUUGAACCAAGAAAGGGUGCUUUCAGGAGCAGACAAGUCUCUGGUCAAAUGAUCUUUAAUAAAGAAAUGGCCAUAAAUGUCAUAUUCUAUAGACUUCUGGCGCCUUUGAAGACUAUCUAUGCAAAGUAUAUCUGAACCAUUAAACCUUAACUAUUCUUAAUCACUUCUAUUUGAAUAAAUUGAAAACACUUUAUUAUAAUUAAAUCAGGAUAUAAUAUAGCCACAAGUUUAUUGUCUGGCCCUUAACUGUGUUCCUUGAUCAUCCCAAACAGUUUGUAAUGUCAGCUAUAGAAGGACUGGGUCCAAGCCGUGUAUUCUUGUUGAGUUGCACAAGCAUGAUGGCUGUCAAGGAAUAACAAUAUUAAUUAUAAAUCUUGUGUCGAAUAUAAGAAAUUCACACCAAUGAAAACCUUAAAUCUGUAUCAAUCUAUAAAUUGCAUACCAAUGUAAAAGUGUAACUUCAAUUUGCAUCAAUUAUAAAGAUUUCUACCAAUGUAAGAUGUGGCUAUACAAUGUUUUGUUUAAGGGUAAAUUUGAUAACCUAUCCCCAUUUGUCUAUUCCUCUAAUUUCUAUGAUAUUACUAUAUCUCCCUUUUGCUCUUCCACUCCCUUUCCUUUACCUAAGAAGGAAGGAUAGAGAAGAGGAAAGGAAAGGUAGAAAUCCCUGAAUCUAAGCUUUCUGAAUCCUCCCUUUUCAAAGCUACAUUUGUAAAAUAUCCUUUAAAAUGACAAUAUAUCUAUAAUUCAUAGAAUAAGCAGAACCAUCCAGCCUGUCCUAAGGGACUUGGGCUGAUGACUCUUCAUAACUUCUUCCUGCUGAAUAGGGGUAACAAAAAAAAUGCUUUAAAGAGGUGGUGAGGGGUAGGGAAAUUAGAAAUUUGGUUAGGUUUAGGAAAGCUAGCUUUAAAAUCUAUUAUUCAGUCUUUGCAUAUUUGGAAGGUUCAGAGCUUGACUGAACUUCUGACCGGAUCCGUCUGAAAGGUUGGAUGAGUACGAUGACCUGGAUUCCAUGGCAAACUCCAAAGCUGUUCUGGACAGCAACCAGAAGCAGGGGCCCAAGCAGGUACAUCUCCGCUCUGCCAGGCGUCUCUGUGAACUCUGCUGUGCCAACCGGGGCACUUUCAUCAAGGUGGGCCAGCACCUGGGGGCUCUGGACUACCUGCUGCCGGAGGAGUACACCAGCACGCUGAAGGUGUUGCACAGUCAGGCCCCACAGAGCAGCAUGCAAGAGGUCCGACAGGUCAUCCGAGAAGACCUGGGCAAGGAGAUCCAUGAUUUGUUCCUGAGCUUCGAUGACACCCCUCUCGGGGCAGCCUCCCUGGCCCAGGUCCACAAGGCAGUAUUGCAUGAUGGCCGGACAGUGGCAGUGAAAGUCCAGCACCCAAAAGUUCAGGCUCAAAGCUCCAAGGACAUUCUCCUGAUGGAGGUGCUUGUCCUGGCUGUGAAGCAACUUUUCCCAGAUUUUGAAUUCAUGUGGCUGGUGGAUGAAGCCAAGAAGAACCUGCCUCUCGAGUUGGACUUCCUAAACGAAGGGAGGAACGCUGAGAAAGUGGCCCACAUGCUCAAGCACUUUGACUUCCUAAAGGUCCCCCAGAUCCACUGGGAGCUGUCUACCAAGAGGGUGCUCCUGAUGGAAUUUGUGGAGGGAGGUCAGGUCAACGACAGGGCCUACAUGGAGAAGAACCGGAUCGAUGUGAAUGAGAUCUCCUGCCACCUAGGCAAGAUGUACAGUGAGAUGAUCUUUGUCAAUGGCUUCGUACACUGUGACCCCCACCCAGGCAAUGUGCUGGUGCGGAAGCGUCCUGACACGGGCAAGGCUGAGAUUGUCCUCUUGGAUCAUGGGCUCUACCAGGUGCUCACGGAGGAGUUCCGCCUGGACUACUGCAAUCUAUGGCAGUCUCUGAUCUGGACCGACUUGGACAGAGUGAAAUAUUACAGCCAGCGCCUGGGGGCUGCAGACCUCUACCCACUGUUUGCCUGUAUGCUGACCGCCCGGUCUUGGGCCUCAGUCAAACAGGGCAUUGGGCAAGCUCCAGUCUCUGCUACUGAGGACUCAGAGAUUCGCAAUAAUGCAGCCUGCUACCUGCCUGAGAUCAGCCAGCUCCUUAACCAUGUGCCUCGCCAGAUGCUGCUCAUCCUGAAGACCAACGAUCUACUCCGCAGCAUCGAGACCACCCUGGGCACGCGGUCCAGCGCCAGUUCCUUCCUCAACAUGUCUCGGUGUUGUAUCCGGGCGCUGGCUGAGCAUCGGAAGAGGGAUGCCGGCUCAUUCUUCAGAAGGACCCAGAUAUCUUUCAGUGAGGCCUUCAGCCUGUGGCAGAUUAGCCUUCAUGAACUUCUGCUUCGAGUGAAGGCCUUGAGGCUAGCUUGUUGGGUCUCAGCUCUCCUGGGCUGGCUGACUCGGGCUCCAUACUGAAUGUGACUGUCUUUCCCUGCCCCUUCCUAGUGUCUUUCCACACCUCAUUUUUUCCUUCAUGCUGGGACUACCCACUGACCCAUCCAUGUCUGUCUAGGGUUGGCCUGUGGUCCCAGGGUGGACGUCCAUGGCACCAUCAGCCUCUGCCAUUGGAGCCCUUGCCUCGUGGUGGCCUUGUCUGGGGGUCCUGGAAUGACCUGGAGAGUGGUUUUCUUUCCUCCAGGGAGGGGAUAAAACUACCUACCUCCCAUCUCCUGUAUGUGCCAUUGACUUGGUCAUCCCUACUUUUAUGAGGAUUGUCAGAAUGGACCAACCACAUGUGUCACAGGGUAUGUUUAACCUGUAUGGAGUAAGUAGAGUCUUAGAACUUGCUGAGAAGAGACUGUAGUUUUGAUGUAUCACUCCCAAAGGGGCACUACCUCAGCGAGGCAGGCUGCAUCAGAGAGUGAAUGAUGCAGCUGUGGGCUCAUGUUGUCAUGGUGACACCUUCAGUGUUGUAUUUAUUGUAUGUAUUGUUUAUUGUAAUAAACCCUUUCAAGGUUGCAGGGACUGCCCCUUCCAACUCAAUGGCUCCAUGUGGCCUUUCAGUUGCACUUGCUAUCUGCUUCUAGGUUUUUCAGAGAGGCCUAGGAGAGCAAAGUCGGGUUUGGUUAUAGAAUUUAUUUGCUAGCUUGGGAGAAAAUUCCCAUGGCUCACAGUCGACUUAAACACCAUGUACCCUGAGACCUUGCCUUCCAAAGCCAUGUAGGCUGUAAGACUCCUGCUGCCACAGGGCCCCAUCCUGCUUCUUGGAGAUAGGAGAUCCGGCCUUCCCCAUCACAGACCUUAGUUGGAGCCCAAAGCUUGGAACCAGAGGCAGAGGUGGGCCCUUCCUUGUUUCCUAUGAUGGGGACACCUGCCUCAGCCUCAGACCUGACUGGUCAGGUCAGGACUUGCCCUCUGGUUCUCAGUCAGUGGCCUGAGUCUCAUUCAGGUCUAGGAUUGUACUAGGUCCUUCCAGGUCUUUGGAGACAUCAACCUAACUGAUGAGACCACAGUCACCAUGGCUGUGCCCAUUCUGACACAUCCAAGUCACCUGAUCAAAUUCUGUCUCUAGUCCCCCCCCCCCCCCACACCUCCCCCUGCAUCCACAUCUCCCGAACCCAUCGUUUGUUCUUAUGUGUGCCUGGUCUGGGGGUCCCCGAGAGACCCUAUGUGUGGAAGGCCCUACCUUCAUGAUCACUAUUUGAUCAGAAAAUCUGAACCUCAUUUCUACUCUCUCUGUUAAUGAUACAAGCAGAUUUUCUAGGGAGCAGAAACGAUUUGCAUUCUUUUAUUUUCUGAAAGAAUUAAUUAUUCUCGGUGACCAGUUGGAUGUACCCAGGGACCGAGGAGAGUAAUUCGAAAGCCCUGUUAUUAAUCAUGAGGAUACAUGCUGCAUAUUCUAUUUUAUGGUGUUUUUUACAGCCACUGACGUAAAUAUAAAUGUCCUUUCUGUUUAA